AUGGACCAACUCUACGGCAUCCAUUUCGCUGAUGGAUUCGAUGAGAAAGACGGGCUUCCUCGGCUGCGAAAGCUUUUGGACUCGAAGUGGAACAUUUCCUCAGAUGGCAAAGGAAUCGAAAAGAAAUUCCAUUUCAAAAACCAUACAAACGUUUUAGAUUUUGUCCACUACAUUGGUGUAAAGUGCAAAAGAAAAAAUCAUCAUCCUGAGGCCAUCAUGCGGACAUCUCUAACCAAACGCGCAGACACAGAAUUCCUUGACCUAUAUGUGGACCACCCACAGGCCGCAAGGCCUAUCCCAGAAGGAUUUGGAAAUGGCUGA
Molecule: messenger RNA, 321 nt
Organism: Aspergillus fischeri NRRL 181
Lineage: Eukaryota; Fungi; Ascomycota; Eurotiomycetes; Eurotiales; Aspergillaceae
Exons: 2
Coding region: 1-321 (106 amino acids)
Biological process (GO): tetrahydrobiopterin biosynthetic process
Molecular function (GO): 4-alpha-hydroxytetrahydrobiopterin dehydratase activity
Source: RefSeq, a predicted model, not a curated record